Molecule: messenger RNA, 1033 nt
Organism: Paramecium sonneborni
Lineage: Eukaryota; Ciliophora; Oligohymenophorea; Peniculida; Parameciidae
Source: the annotation of a GenBank genome assembly
AAUGUUACAAUAAUAUAGAGGAAAUAGUUAACCAUCUAGAUCAAAUCAAAUUUAAAUAUAUGUAAGAAAGUAAAGCAAAUAAUAGUCUCGCUAGAACAAUUAACUGAUGAAUCAAUUUACAAUGUUUUAAGAAUUUGACUCUAUGUCUAAUAGGAUGAUGCAAUAAAUGGAUAAUUAAAUGGCUAAUCUAGGAUUUGGAUCAAUUUUUAGAGGAUUUGAUGAUUUAGAAAAUGAAAUGAUGGAAUUCUCAAAUCUUCAUAAACAUAUGAAAAAUCUAAAUUAAAUGGAUGUUAAUGCUCAUGCUAAAAAUGGAGUAUUCUAAGUUUAUUCAUCCAGUUAUGUCCAAUCUACUAAACUAGGUCCUGAUGGAAAAGUUAUAUAAGAAAAAUAUUUUGAUAAUAAUGCAGUCGCAAGAGGAGUAAACGGACAUACUGUAUUAUAUAUUACUAAGAUUAAAAUAGAUAAGUGAAAGAUAACAAGGAUAUAAAAAUAGUGAUGGAAUUGAUAAAUUUGCACAUGAAAGACUCAUGAAUGAAAAAGGAAAAAAACAUAUAAGAGAAAGAGAUAAAACCGGUUAGAUAACUACAACUAAUCACUAUUAAAAUAUAGAAGAAGAUUAAGUAGAAUAGUUUGAAAAUGAAUGGAUGGGAAUUGGAAAGACUUUAUGCAUUAAUUAAUCAUCAAAUGGAGGAUUUAAAGCAUUAAAGGAACAAUCAAACCUAAAAGAUUUCAACAAUCGUCAAUUAUGUAAAAAUUAAUUAACUUAUGGAACUCCAUCUAAAUAGAAAAAAAGUAAUUUAAUAUAAAUUAAAUUCUAGAUGAAAUUUAAUCGGUUCCUCUUGGUAAACACUCUUCUAGUUUUAAUAACAAUCCAACUAAGUUGGCAUUACAAUAAUCAAAUUAAUAAUCUACAGUCCAUACUAGACCUCCAUAACCUCAUCAGCCAAUGAGAGUACUUCCUUCUGGUAAAUAAGAAUUUACAGGAGUUUACUAAAAUAAGAAUAUUAAAAAUUUAUAUCCUUAAGCUGGAUGA